Molecule: messenger RNA, 1570 nt
Organism: Puccinia graminis f. sp. tritici CRL 75-36-700-3
Lineage: Eukaryota; Fungi; Basidiomycota; Pucciniomycetes; Pucciniales; Pucciniaceae
Exons: 3
Coding region: 44-1195 (383 amino acids)
Biological process (GO): L-leucine catabolic process; ketone body biosynthetic process
Molecular function (GO): hydroxymethylglutaryl-CoA lyase activity
Source: RefSeq, a predicted model, not a curated record
UUUGUCACAGUCGCUUGUUUUUCCUCUUGAGCUUAUUUUCGCCAUGCUCUGCUUGCCCUCGACCUCGGCGAGAAGUCUUUCCGCUUCCAUAACAAAAUUCGAUCAGUCAAGGCUAUCUCGUGCGAUGUCGAUGGAAGUACACGGGACCAGAUUUGGCAAGCCGCGGAGACCGAUUCGAGUCAUGGAAGUCUCGCCUCGUGAUGGUCUCCAAAACGAAUCUGAAAUUCUUCCCACAGAACUCAAAGUUAAACUGAUUGAAAAACUAGUCGAUCUCAAUCUAAAUUCUAUUGAAGUUGGAAGUUUCGUGUCUCCUAAGUGGGUGCCUCAAAUGGCUUCUACCCCGGAAGUCAUCUCCCAUCCCAGUUUGAAGAAUGCCAGGAAAUCCACCCCUGUUACUUUCAGUUGCUUAAUCCCUAAUCUCCGUGGUUUUGAAACAUUCGAAAAAUCAAAUUCAAGUUCGGACGAGAAUCGGGUUCCAGUUGUUGAUGAAAUCGCUUUAUUUGCUUCUGCCACCGAAGGCUUCAGCAAGGCCAAUAUCAACUCAAGCAUCUCGGAGUCCAUAAAUAAGAUGUCGGAGGUAGCGGGACGGGCCCAAAGGCGAGGAGUGAAGAUCCGAGGAUAUGUCAGCUGCGCUUUCGGUUGUCCAUAUGAAGGGAAGGUUGAUCCGAGGAAUGUGGCGUCUGUGACGCAAGAACUGCUCGAUAUUGGAUGUUACGAGGUCGCAAUAUCUGACACCAUUGGUGUCGGGGUGCCCCGUCAAGUAGAAGAGUGUCUCAAUCAGCUUGCACGAUCGGGUAUCCAUUUGAAACAACUAGGAGUUCACUGCCACGAUACGUUUGGAACCGGAUUGUCAAACAUUUUGACAGCUGUUGAACUGGGCGUCCAGACCGUAGAUUCAAGUAUUGGUGGGAUCGGAGGUUGCCCUUAUUCUCCUGGUUCCACUGGAAAUAUCGCGACCGAGGAUGUGAUUUAUGCUUUAGAGUCUUCCGGUUAUCACACUGGCAUGAUCACCCCACCGCUGAAGCCGGAGGCGGAGCUUGGCAAUGAUGCCGAUUUGUUGCUGCGAUUGGAACCUCUUGCGAGAGCCGGUGCGUGGAUCAAUGCUCAACUCCGCCGAGACAAUUCGAGCAGAGUUGGUAAGGCUGUCCUGGCAAGAGCGCAAAAACGUAACAUGAAAGAGAACGCAAAUCAAUAAUCCUUCCAUCGAAAACUUGGUGCAGUUUAAAAGAAUUGCAUGUCGUUGAAGCCUAAGUAAAACGCAAGUGAUAGUGUUCUCUCUUACUGCGACGCAUAUGUGCCAUGUAGUUUUAUGGCACAUCCUAAUCAUAUUUUCCUCAUGAUGUCAGAACUGCUACUCAUCCGCUAGUUUUCCAUGUCAGUACUUCUUGUACUCUGUACCAUUAUUGUUCCUCAUCAGUUGAAGCGAUUCUUCCGCAUGUCAUUUUUAUAUGUAUUUAUUAUAGUCUGGUGUACAGUUUAUCUCGGAUGUAACAGCAAGGCUCGUAAAAGUUUGCCCUUAUGCUAAUUGAAACUGGACAGAAAUAUGUACCUAGUUUCAAAUAAUGAGAGC